AUGGCCGGCCCAUUUGAUUACCAAAAAGUGCGUUAUAUAUUAUCAUGGCCCCAUAUGAUUGCCAAAAAGUGCACAUAUUGUGAUCCAACUAUUGCCUAUUUGUUGCCGGUUUAUGUAUGCCGAUUUCGUGUUCCUAAUAAAAGUAAAGUUGUGGCCGAAUUUAUGGAAUAUUACGUUAUCGAAAUUGAACAAAAAUCUAUUGCACCAAAAAUUUGGGUAUCAGGUUAG
Messenger RNA from Racocetra fulgida, 228 nucleotides. NCBI's taxonomy places the organism in Eukaryota, Fungi, Glomeromycota, Glomeromycetes, Diversisporales, Gigasporaceae. The record is from the annotation of a GenBank genome assembly.